AUGCUUCUUCCUUAUAUUUUAGUGUACACUAGAGUUCGACUGAUCCUUAUAACAAUUAUAGUUGUUUCCAUAAUUAUUUUAGUAUCCUUCCCUGACUGGCACCGAUUACAAUACUUGAACAAGUCAAAAUGCUGGAAAGCCGCUUCUGGUCCAGUGAGUUCCCACUGGAUUACGGAAUUAAAACAACAUGAGCGCCAGAUCUUUUCUCAAAAUGGUGAAGAUGGUGUGCUCCUUUGGAUCUUCGCCAAUAUCGGUACGAUUCAUCAUCCACCCCGUUUUGUCGAGUUCGGUGUUCAAAAUGGCCAACAAUGCAACACACGUUUUCUUCGUGAACAUCUUGGAUGGCAAGGUCUAAUGAUGGAUGGUGGUCAUAACAUUUCCUCUAUUAACCUUCAUCGUGAGAUGAUUUCUUCAAAAAAUAUUAAUGACUUGCUCGCAAAAUAUGGAACUCAAGCCGUCAUUGAUCUUCUUUCUAUUGAUAUAGAUUUCGACGAUUACUUUGUUUGGAAGUCAAUACUGCAAGCGAACCGAUUCCAUGCUCGUGUAGUAGUUAUUGAAUUUAAUUAUGAGAUUCUACCCAACGAAAAUCGAGUUGUCAAUCCUAAUCAAGAUUCACGCCGAUGGACGGGUACUUCAUUCUAUGGAGCUGGAAUUCUAGCCUUAGCAGCACUUGGGCGUGCUCAUGGAUAUACACUUGUGUACGGAGAACAGAAUGGUGUAAACUUAUUUUUUGUUCAAACAUGUUUGCUUGCUCAACAAGGAGUACUUAAUAAUGUACCAUCCGUAGAGCAACUACAUGUAUCGACACCUGUUGGUAAGUGGAAGCAUCCACCCGAAAGAGACAAGUCACGAGCUUGGAUAUGGAAUGAUACUAUUUGGAACUAG
Molecule: messenger RNA, 885 nt
Organism: Rotaria sp. Silwood2
Lineage: Eukaryota; Metazoa; Rotifera; Eurotatoria; Philodinida; Philodinidae
Source: the annotation of a GenBank genome assembly